This is a messenger RNA of Sphenostylis stenocarpa, 822 nucleotides long. The record is from the annotation of a GenBank genome assembly. NCBI's taxonomy places the organism in Eukaryota, Viridiplantae, Streptophyta, Magnoliopsida, Fabales, Fabaceae.
AUGGAUCCUGCAUGGUCUUGUUCGUGGGAUCUCAACAAUUCGCAUAACAUAUAUGCUGGACUACAGAAUGGUUCUGUCCUGGUGUUUGACAUGCGUCAAACUGUAGGACCCAUGAAAUCUUUAGUUGGUUUGACUAACAACCCUGUGCAUACUGUACAUUCUCUUUCACAAACUUCAAGUCUUUCUUCGGGUGUUGGAACCAUCCUUUCAGCAUCUGUCAUUGGCCUUUCUCAGUGGAACAUUGAAUCUGAAGAACGUCUUUCUUCGGGUGUUGGAACCAUCCUUUCAGCAUCUGUCAUUGGCCUUUCUCAGUGGAACAUUGAAUCUGAAGAACGGCCGCUUGUGGUUCCUGAAACUAACAAUCAAGGAGUUUGCAUAUCCCUUGCCUAUUGCCCUAGCAUUGAUGACAUUGUUGCUUCUUACCGGCCCACAUUCAAUAUGUCCAAGGAUGUGCCUCUAUCUCAACCAUUGUCCACUCCUCUUAGUGCUGGACAAGGAUUACAGGGGACUCAUGUCUUGUUCAAUAGAAUGGGUAGUCAUCAUUUUCAAAAGGUGGGUUCCUCAUAUGCCAAUGUAAGUAAAAUUCGACUGCCAAAAUGUGUAAUUAUGGACAUAGAGAAUCAGAGCAGAUUGUUUGCAUCUUGGGAUGAAGUUACAUGUGAUUUGGUCUUGCAUGAGUUGCCAUCUUUUAGAGUUCUUCAGCAAUUCAAAUUGCCAGCUCAUGCCCGUGAUAUUAGGUACUCACCUAGCCACGGCAUACUUGGUUGUUUAAGUGAGAACAAGUUGCAGCUCUUCCAUUCCAAACACUCGUCGGUAAGGUAA